Molecule: messenger RNA, 9348 nt
Organism: Aethina tumida (small hive beetle)
Lineage: Eukaryota; Metazoa; Arthropoda; Insecta; Coleoptera; Nitidulidae
Product: microtubule-associated protein futsch-like
Exons: 2
Coding region: 76-9348 (3090 amino acids)
Source: RefSeq, a predicted model, not a curated record
AUUAAGGUGUUUAUGUCUUAAAUCAAAAUUAUUAAGUAGUUUCCUCAGUCAACAGACUGAGGAACAUGACAAAAUAUGAGUACAAAGCCUAUUGCAAAGAAAGGAACAUGUAACUUCUGCAAAGAAAAAAUUUUAGGUAAAAUAGUCACCUGCAUAAACUGUGGUGCUGACUACCAUUCGUACUGCCUAUUUGAAAUGCCCAAUGUUAUCAUUUUGGGCAAAAACAACGCUAUUAAGUGCUGCUCUAUAGAUAAAUUAGAUAAUAAGGAUGAAGGUAAGAAAGAGAAAAAUGAACAGAAGGUCAAAACAAGAAAAUCCCCAUUGGCGAAAUUACGGGAGAAAAUGAAAGAGGACAAGGAGGAGGAGGCGCAAUACAAAGGGAGGCAACGCGACGACUAUACCACUGAAAUGGAGCCCAUUUGGGUUGCGUAUGACAGAUACACCAAACAAUUACUGCUGAGAAAUAAGGACACUAAAGAUGCGGCACUUAAGUCUGGAAUAGGAGAAGUCGAGCCGGUUUGGUCAACGUAUGAAAAAUACAGCAAAGAGUUACCUUCCAAGACGGCAGCUAGAAAUGAAAAUUUAUUUGAGGAAAAGCCGAAGAAGGAGAAGAAAUCUAAAGUAAAAAAACGUGAUGUGGCGGAAGAAGCUAAACAACCAUUACCCGAGUCUAAAUCACAAUUUAGGCCGGAACUAUUUGUGUUAGUUCCUGAGAAGGGACUGGUAGAGAAAGAUGAGGAGGAAAUUAAACUGGAAGAAGAUUCAGAAGAGUGGGUAAGUAAACCAGAAGAAGUGAAAAAAGAGGAGGAAAGUAAACAGGAAGAAGAGAAAGUAGAGGAGGAAAGUAAACAGGAAGAGAAGAAACAAGAGGAGGAAAUAAAAGAGGAGGAAAGUAAAGAGAAAGUAGAAGAGUCGACCUCUUAUGAGACAUUUCCUAAGCCAAUAUUAGAGAAGAGUGAGGAAUAUAUAGAAGAACUACAAAAGCAAAUUUCAUCCACACCAAGCGAGAGUUUUGAUCAACUAAUAUAUGGCACCAAAUUUAAAGGUGUGAAGUCGAUCGACCACCCAGUAGAAAAACAAGUUAUAGAUGAAUCUACGUCGUAUCAUGCAUUCCCCGAAAUACAGCAGAUUCCUACGCGUGACGUUGAUGACUCAGAAUUAAGAAAUAAACCAAAUCAAAUUUUUUCAAAUUGGAGUGAAUUAACGAAACCUAUUGAACCAUACACUUUUCAAACUGAGGAUACCUAUACCAGUGCCAGCGAACUCUUAGGAACAAUUUCCUUAAAUCAAAGUGGCGAAGAGAUUGUUCAGAAAUCCAUACUUUAUGAUAAAAUUCCCGAGUUGACAGAUGCACCAAGCAAAACUGAAACUGAUGCAACUGCAGAAGUUACCAGUAAACCUGAAGUAAAAAAAAUGCGGACAAUUUUUCAAGGAAAACCUAAACCAGAACCACCUGAAGACAUCAAAACCGAUAAGGAUGCCAGAUAUGUGCCGGUCCCCCAACCAAUUAUCAUGGGUGAAACUGAUAUGAAACGAAUAACUUUCCCUAAAGACACAAAAACGAAGCCUCCAACCGAACCAGGAGAUCUGGAGCCUACUUUGAGGGAACCAACUAGACCAAGUAGUAGAGAAAGACAAUCAUUACGUUCCAUUCUUUCCAAAUCAAAAGCUAAAUACGAAAAUGUACUGGCUAAAGCACGUGAUGACAAGGGAAAGAAAGCUGUAACAAUAAUGACCCAAACUCCAUCAGAUAUUGACGAAAUAGCAAGUGAAACUGGAUAUGCUAAACCAUCUUCUAAGCUGGGCCCGGGCAAGAAAUAUAUUUAUGACAGCGAAUCUGUACCAACUAUUUUAAAAUCUAUUGAGGAUUAUCAGAGUAAACAAGAAAAGGCCUCAAAUGUGUUGCAAAUCAAAUUUAACAAGGCGAGCAUUCAAGGUGAAAAUAUAAUUGAAAAAAUUAAAUACUUACAAGCACAAACUUCGAGGGUUGAUGAAGGUACUCAAUGUAUGGAAACCGUUGAAAAGGACAUAACAGAGGAUAAACUUGAAGAAUGUCACGAAAAGUGUUAUCAAUCCUCCAAAGAUUUGAUUGAGGGUUUGCAUAUUUCCAAAGGUAAUUUAAUAACGAGUUCAGUUCAAACAAAUAUCGAUGAAAUUGGUACUUCCAAAUUUAUACAAGGAAUUGAUUAUGAUGCUGAAGUGGUGAAUGAGGCCAAUUCAGACUUGAAACCUCCAAACAAUGUUAAUGAGACCACAACUACAGAAGCUGGCGUAGGUUCUACUCAAAGUUUAGGGUCUAACAUUACCAACGAAUCACAGUCAAAAUAUGAUACAAAUACUCAAACUGGGGUCUUUGAACAUGUCUAUAAAAUACCGUCAACACAAAGAGCUGAAGGCAUCAAUAAAGAGACUGCGUCCACCCAAACGAUAGACUUAGAGGUUGACCAAAAGUUAACAAAAGAAAUUGGCAAUAAUAUUUACAAAGAAACUGCAUCUACUCAAACUAUUGAGCCCACAGAUGAAUGUUACAAACAAAUAUGCCCACAAAUUAAUAAGGUGACUGUAUCUACUCAAACCACGAGAUUUGAAAGCGAUGAAAUUUUAUCAAGUCCUCCUCCAAAGUUAGAUUUAAAGCAAUCAGAUUACCACCCAAAAUUGGUAACUGUGGCCACUGAAACUGAUGAAUUUGAUGUAAUAGACAAUAAGGAUUUUACUCCUAGGUCUGUGAAUUUGGAAGAUAAACAGGUUACCAAUUUGAAGCAAAGUAUGAAACCAACAGAGAGUGUUCCAAAGAAAGAAUCCCCUCAGCCUCAAGACAUAACGAAAGAAGGUGAAGCCACAUAUAUUACUAAGGGAAUUGAAGACAGUUAUGGAAAACCAGCAAUACAGAAUUUGGAGGACAAUGUCAAUAAAGAUACUCCUACUUCAAGAUUUGAUGAUAGGCCUGCAAUACCUACAACCUAUAAUUUGAAUGAAGAACCUGCUCCUAAUAGAGAAGUUGAGAGGAGCUCAGAAAUACCCACAGCUCAGAAUGUAGCUUUAAGACAGACAGGUGCUGCCAAUAAAGAAUCUUUGCCAAUUUCUGGUACAGAUUUAGGAAGACCCUUAACACACCCCACUGCUGUAGUUGAAGACACCUCUAAAAUACCCGCAGCUCAGAAUUUGGCCCUAAAACAGCCAGAAAAUUUGCCUGUUCCUACUACAGAGUCUGGAAUACCCUUAACACAAAUAAUUAAUGGAAUUGUCUAUAUUCCUACUGUUGUACUUGAUGGUACGACUAAAGUACCCAUAACUUUAAAACAAAUAGAUGCCGCCAGCCAAGAAACUGACCGUAUUCCAGCUGCAGCAUCGGAAGGUAGCCCUGCAGUACCCACAGCACCAAAAUUAACUAAAGAACUUGGAGAUAGUUCUGAUAUGGUGCCAAAACCUCUAGAUACUCGUACUACGGAAAUUGGAGGCAUUUCUCACGAUUUGGCAUUGAAACAGCCUGACACUACCUCAAAGAAACAGGAUGUGUCCCCACUUACAACAAAGAAAUUGAGUUUAAAAGAGUCUGACAACAAAGAAAACUCAUCUACUCAGACUGUAUACGUGCGUAAACAGAAAGUGGUCAAUUUAGAUGACUUUGUUGUUGAAAUUAAGGACAUAGUUCAGGCGGAGCUGCAGUAUUGGAGACAAUUUAUUCCUGAUAAAAGCAGCGAGACUGGUUCACAUAAACAGCCGAAUGAGUACUUUCAACCUUUAACAAAGUGUAUAAUGGAAAAUAGUCCGCAAGAAAGCAAUACCCAUGAGAUUAAGUCCAUAAUAAUUGAAGCUGAAUCCAAUAUUACAAGUAAAAUGCGUGAAAUAGUUCAGGAGGAGCUUAAAAACUAUGAAAAUUUGGGCAGAUAUAUAUCCAUGGAGAAUCAGCCCAAAUGUGGGGAGCAACUUUCAAAAUUUGUUUUGGAACUGAUUCCAAAGAUACUCCAUACAGGGAAUAUCCAAAUAUCUCCAAACCCAAACGAAAUAUCAAGACACUUACUGGAAUUAUAUGAUAAAAUUCAGCGUGAUCAAACUGAGGUUGAAGCAAAUCAAGAAGGACCUCCAAUAAUCAAUGUAAUCAAAUCUGCUACUCAAGGUGCAGAGUCUAAAGUUGAUCCAAGCACUCAAACUGAUAUAAAUGAGUUAACUUCACAGGUAUUGAAUAUGUAUCAAAAAUUAGCUAAAGAUCAAAUGGAAUCAAGUGAAAAUAAGCCACAGGUAUUGCCAGUUUAUGAGACAUUACUUAGGCAGAAAAAGAAUUCGACUGAAUCUUUGGAAAAAAUACCAAAUACCGGAUUGAGUAAUCAAAUUGAUACGAAUGAAUUGGGUGCAAACUUACUUCAAAUUUUGCUCAAAGAUCAAAGGGAAAAAGUACCAGAAACUCAAGAUAAAGAUAGCAAGACCAAAAAUAAACCGAAUUUGAAUCAAAGGUUGAUCACUACUCAGACUAAUCAAGAGGAUUUGCUGAACUUUGAACAAAUUAGUAGGCAUGAAUCUGGUACAGACACUAAUACCAGUCCAGACCAAACUAAUAUCAAUGAAUUAGCAGUACAAGUACUAAAUAUUUAUCAAAAUUUAUUGAAAGACCAAACAGCACAAGAGUUGCUUCAAGAAUUUCAAGUCGACCCAAAUAAUCAACCUGAGUCAAACGAUUUAACUGGUAAUUUACACCAAAAGUCACCUAAAGGUCAGGCAGAGAAAGCAAAACCUCAAGCGAAUAUACCUGUUUCAAAUAAUCAACCCGGUUUAGAAGAAAUAACAAGUAAGUUAUAUCAGAAGUUACCCAAAGCCCAAACCACAUCAACAGAACAAAACCAAGACCCCAAUGGAACUGAAUCGGAUAUUACAACUUUAAUACGAAGAAUUGUUCAAGAAGAACUAAAAACCAGUCAAAUGGACGUCCGAGAGGAACCACUGGAAUCUCAGUUGCUAGAAAAGAAAGACUUAGGGCUGAGUAAUCAGGACCCAGAUACUAUUGCUGAAGUGGUGCUGAAAAAGUUCAUCGAGAAAGAGAAAAAGGAGAACAAUAUUAUAAAAUACAUUGAGGAUACAUUGAAUAAAGAAAAUUGUCUUAAAUGUUCGUACUUGCCCGAACGGGCGCAAGAACUGGAAGGAAGUGUUAGUCAGUCAAAGCCCGGACCAGGCCCAACCACCUCCACCGUCCAACCUAAAAUUACUCCACGUACCAGUGCUGAAGAGUGCAUUAAAUGUCAAGAAGAAAUCAACUCGAAAUUGAAGAACAUGCAACUAGUUAUGUCGACAGAAAUGAGUGCUCAGCCAAAUAUAGAGAAUUUAAUUCGUCAAAUAGUCCAAGAAGAGUUGGAAAACUACGAAGCAGUUCAAGAGAUGACCGAAGAAGAAUUAGGAAAAUUGACAGAGAAAAUAGAAGAUGAAGACAACACGGGAAAAUAUCCAUUAGUAGAUGUAAAUGAGAAACGCCCAGUUGAUGCAAGUCAAAACAUGUUUAAUAUUGAUGGACUGACAGUAAAAAAUACCGGAAAUGACGAGUUCGACUUUAAUAUGAAUAUUAAUAUCCAAACGAGGCCCAAACUUGAUCAACCUAGAAAUGCAAGUGAUUCAAUUAAAGAGGGCGUCGAUGACCAAUCAAUAGAAGAUGUAGAAGAUAUACCACAAAAGUUCAAAGAAAGUGAAAUUUCUAGGCAAUCUGUUUCCAAAUCGGUUCAAGAAGAAAUAGAAAAAAUGAUCAAAAAAAUAAAAGAUGAAGAUGCUAUAAAAUACUCCCUAGAAGAUGAAAAUGGGAAAAUCUCAGUUGGUGCAAUUGAAAACAGGGAAAACGGGGAACCUGAUUCUGAAAUAGAAAAACCGAGAACAACAAAUGAUUCAAUUAUAGAUGAUGUGCAAACAAAAUCCGAUGAUAAAGUAAAAAAUUUAGAACUAACACUAAAGGUUAAAGAAAGUGAAAUUAAAAGGCAGUCUCCGGAAGUUAUUUCUCAAUUAGGGCAACCUAGGAAAACGACAGAUUCUCUUCAGGAUAUACCUAAGUUGAGCAUCGAGAAUCAGUUAAGCAAAAGCGAAAAUAUUCUGCCCCAAUCUAAACACGAGUCCAUUUCUCAAAUGGGGCAACCUAAGACACCAAGAGUUUCUAUUAAAGAUAUACCAAAAUUGAGCAUUGACAAUGGAGAUAUGAAAAUUGAAAUUAGCAUUGAACCCAAGUCUGAGCAGGGUUCUAUUUCACAAAUGGGGCAAUCUAAGGAAACGAGUGAUCCUCUCAAGAACAUAUAUAAUGAGCCAAUAACUGAAAAAGUCACUGAACUUAAACCUAAAAAGGAGCAACCUAGAAAAUUUGAUGCUUCUAUUGAUGAUAUUCCUAAAUUAAGCAUUGAUAAUCAGUUAGUGAAAAAGGAAAAUAAUAUUAAAUCUGACUCUAUGCAGGAGUCCAUUUCUCAAUCACAACAACCUAAGAAAACAAGUGAUUCUAGUAAUAAGGAUGUAAUAAAAUUGAGCAUUGACAAUCGAGGAAUGAAAAUUGGAAUCAAACCUAGACAAGAGUCCAUUUCUCAAAAGCAGCAGUCUAGGGAAACUAGUGAUUCUAUGAAUGAUUUUCCUAAAUUGAGCAUCGAUAGUAGUACUGAAAGUACCAGUGUGCCCAAAUCUAAGGAGGAGUCUAUUUCUGAAAAAGGGCUGCCCAGAAAAUCGGGUGAUUCUACUCCAAGAUUAAGCAUUGAAAAUCAGUUAAAGAGAAUUGAAAAUAACAUUCAUCCCAAAUCUAGUAAGGAAUCCAUUUCUAAAAUAGAGCAACCUAGGGAAACAAGUGAUUCCACUACAGACGUACUAAAAUUGAGCAUUGACAAUCGGACAAUGAAAAUUGAAAUUAUCAAUGUAUCCAAAUCCAGGCAGGAGCCUAUUUCUCAAAUAGAGCAAUCUAGGGUAACAAGUGAGUCUUUUAAGGAUUUUCCGAAAUUAAGUAUCAAUAAUAGAUCAUUGACUACUGAAGAUACUAAUGGGCCCAAAUUUAGGCAGGAGCCCAUUUCCCAAAUAGAGCCAUCUAGAGAAACAAGUGACUCUAUUAAUGAUUUCCCGAAAUUAAAUAUCGAUAAUAGAUCGAUGACUGCUGGAAAUACUAACGGUCGCAAAUCUAGGCAGGAGCCCAUUUCUCAAAUAGAGCAAUCUAGAGAAGCAAGUGAUUCUUUUAAGGAUUUUCCAAAAUUAAGUAUCGAUAAUAGAUUAAUGACACCUGAAAAUACCAAUGGGCGCAAAUCUAGGCAGGAGCCCAUUUCUGAAAUAGAGCAAUUUAGGGAAACAAGUGAUUCUUUUAAUGAUUUUCCGAAAUUAAGUAUUGAUAAUAGAUCAAUGACUGCUGGAAAUACUAAUGGUCGCAAAUCUAGACAGGAGCCUAUUUCUCAAAUAGAGCAAUCUAGAGAAGCAAGUGAUUCUUUUAAGGAUUUUCCGAAAUUAAGUAUCGAUAAUAGAUCACUGACUACUGAAAAUACCAAUGGUCGCAAAUCUAGGCAGAAGCCCAUUUCCCAAAUAGAGCAAUUUAGGGGAACAAGUGAUUCUAUUGAGGAUUAUCCUAAAUUAAGUAUCGAUAAUAAAUCACUGACUACUGAGAAUACCAAUGGACGCAAAUCUAGGCAGGAGACCAUUUCCCAAAUAGAGCAAUUUAGGGGAACAAGUGAUUCUAUUGAGGAUUAUCCUAAAUUAAGUAUCGAUAAUAGAUCACUGACUACUGAGAAUACCAAUGGACGCAAAUCUAGGCAGAAGCCCAUUUCCCAAAUAGAGCAAUUUAGGGAAACGAGUGAUUCUAUUGAGGAUUAUCCUAAAUUAAGCAUCGAUAAUAGAUCAAUGACUACUGAAAAUACUAAUGGUCGCAAAUCUAGAGAGAAGCCCAUUUCCCAAAUAGAGCAUUUUAGGGAAACGAGUGAUUCUGUUGAAGAUUAUCCUAAAUUAAGUAUCGAUAAUAGAUCAAUGACUACUGAAAAUACCAAUGGCCGCAAAUCUAGACAGGAGUCCAUUUCUCAACCAGGACAAUUUAGAAAAAUGAAUGAGCCUUUUAAUAACAAUUCUAACUUAAGUUUUGGUAGGUCUAUGAGCAAUGACAGUAUCAUUGAGCCCAAAUCUAGACUGGAGUCCAUUUCACACAGAUCUCGAUCCAGUAAAUCGGGUGAUUCUAGCAAAGAUAUUCCUAAACUAAGCACUGGUAAUCGAUCAAUAAAAAGUAUGGAAGCAUCACAAAAUCUUGAAAGAAAUGAGCCAUCAAUUGACUCAUCAUCAGAGUUGUCCUUUCAAAAAUAUACAAAAUCUAGAGGAAACACUGGUUCAGGAUUUGAUACAACCAACUCUUUGCCUCAAAAUUUUGAAAGAAACAAUGUUGGUGUUCAAUCAUUGACUGGAGGAUCUCAUUCUCGAGGAGCUGGAUCCAAAGAAGACGAAAUUUUGUUUAGAAAUUACCCACCAGGUAAAUUUGAAACAACAGAUAUUGGCACUCAGUCAGUAAGUGGUCUAAAGCGAAUUUCUAUAAUUGAGGAACCCAGAGAUCCUCAAAAACAUAGUUUUGUAAAAAAGGAAAUUGGCAUCCAAUCGGCAACUGAGUUAGAUAAGUUAUCUCAAAUAGAAGAAACCAUAAGUACUGGAACAAAUGACAUUGGAAUUCAAUCGACAACUAGUUCAAAUUCAAACAACAAAACUGACGAAUAUAGUAGAAAAGAUAUGAAAGAUAGGAAUAAAUAUUUACAUCAAGAUAUUGAUACAAUGGACGUUGGUGUUCAAUCAAUAUCCACCAUGAGGCCAUAUUCCCCAGUUCAAGAGCCAGCUCCUACGUUUCCUAAGUUAAAAGAAGCUUCAAAAGGGAAUUAUUCACCAAAUAUUAGAAGCAGUAAUAUGGGCACCCAAUAUGUAUCUACAAUGGGGUCUUCUUCACAAACAGAACCACUUAAUAAAAAAGUCAGUGAUUCAGUAUUAAACGAGUCAACAAAAUUAAAUGAUAUAGGAACUCAAUCAACAUCUAAACUUGAACCAAGUUUUUAUAACCAACAAUCUCAAACGACUGAUUUAUUUGGAGAUAAAUCCGUAAAGAAACGCAAUCAAGUAAUAAAAAGUACUGACGUAGAAAAUAAAGGAAAACAUUCUGAACAAAGUGGAGAAGACUCAAAUGAUGAGGCUGGCUCAAGUUCGCCGCGAAAAUGCAAGGCAAAACGGCAAGGAAAGAAAUGUAAGGUGGCAAACACCCAAACAGCUACAACUCAAGCCACAUACACGUUCAGAGAUGGCUUCUUGAUGAGGCACAAGGAAAAAAUACUUCCGAUAGUUGUACUGAUAGUAAUACUGUACUUGCUGAAAGGUGGAGGUCCCAGCACCAACGUAUGUUGA